GAAAAAACGAGAUGCAAAAGGUGCAACUGCAGCGUGCGUAUUCCAAUGUGUGCGUACAACGUAUAACUGGAUAAUACAGACUCUCGAGAAGUAAUUAUGCCUCGUGCGAAGAGACCCCGAGCAAAAAGCGACGAUUCGUCCAGCGAGAAGAAGAAGCUCAAACGAUCGAAUUUAACAAUAAGUAUCGCAGAUUACAUGAUUCGUUCGCCAACCACUUCUGGAAUUAAACAAGAUGAGGAUGGAGAGAAGGAACGUGCAUCCGCAAUGCCUGACGCGAAGGGAGACACGACUCGGCGUACCACUGCAGCGUCUGUACCCUCUUCCAAUAGGGAGGAAAAUGGAAAUGCAGCCGAACACGUGUCCACAGUAUCCGCGUCCAUCCCCGAUAAGUUGUUGUCGAUCGAGCAGGAGCUUUGUGCAAAAUUGGUAGACGUUACCUUCCCGGCGUCCAUACAGUACAUUUACAAUCCGCUCGAUUAUGCGUCUGAAACGCACUCCGCGUACGUGCGCAAGUACUGUACUGGCGUAAAGAAGAUUUUGUUCGUGGGUAUGAAUCCCGGGCCGUGGGGCAUGUCGCAAACUGGCGUGCCGUUCGGAGAGAUAAAUAUGGUGCGCGACUGGCUCAAGAUCUCCGGCCCGGUCGGCAAACCCCCAAAGGAGCAUCCCGACCGAAUCGUCGUGGGAUUUCAAUGUACGCGCAGCGAGAUCAGCGGACUGAGGCUGUGGGGCCUCUUCCGACGCCUCUGCGGAAGUCCCGAGAAUUUUUUCCGACACGCGUACAUGCACAAUUACUGCCCACUCGCAUUCAUGGACGCCCGAGCUAAGAACAUCACGCCGGCGGAAUUAAAGGGCGAUGGACAGAGGAUUUUACACGAGGCGUGCGACAAAGCCCUGAUCGACAUAAUACGGCUCCUGAAAGCGGAGAUUGUUGUUGGCAUUGGCAACUACGCCGAGAAAAGAGCACAGAUCGCGGCCCAGACUGGAGGUCUUUCAGUAAAGGUGAUGGUCCUGCGACAUCCCAGUCCAAGAGCCGCAGGUAAUCAACAUUGGGACAAAAUAGCUAUGGACCGGCUGGACGAAUUGCAGUUACUUAAAUAUUUCGAGAAAGCAAGUAGUACCGUCUAAAUUUU
Molecule: messenger RNA, 1130 nt
Organism: Vollenhovia emeryi
Lineage: Eukaryota; Metazoa; Arthropoda; Insecta; Hymenoptera; Formicidae
Gene: Smug
Product: single-strand selective monofunctional uracil DNA glycosylase
Exons: 4
Coding region: 97-1125 (342 amino acids)
Biological process (GO): base-excision repair
Molecular function (GO): oxidized pyrimidine nucleobase lesion DNA N-glycosylase activity; single-strand selective uracil DNA N-glycosylase activity
Source: RefSeq, a predicted model, not a curated record